Prinia subflava (tawny-flanked prinia) is the source of this 2025-nucleotide messenger RNA. RefSeq names its product eva-1 homolog B (gene EVA1B). The coding region runs from base 582 to 1190 and encodes 202 amino acids. The record is from RefSeq and is a predicted model, not a curated record. Lineage: Eukaryota; Metazoa; Chordata; Aves; Passeriformes; Cisticolidae. The transcript is spliced from 3 exons.
GGUGGGGGACCAGGCUCACAGAUCAGCGUCCCUGAGUGCCCUGUCCCCAAGGCCCCGUGCCCUGGGGCAGCCGCUGAGCCCAGUCCAGCCUGCAGUGGGCACUGGGGACAGUGGGGAUGCGGAGCCUCGUGUGCCCGAGGUGCGGCCCCAGCGGCGCUGGUCUGUCCCACAGCUCGGCCGGUGGGGCUCAGCCAGGGCUGCCCUGCGUGUCCCCCACCUCCGUGGGGCUGGCACCGGCCCCGGAGCCCCCUCAGACCCACGGCGACCGCGGGGCCUGAGCUGAGGCUGAGCCCCCAGCCCGGAGGGCUCGCCGUGGGUCCGGCACUGCCAGCCCAGCCUAGGCUGGGCACAGCCGAGCCUGGCCUGGCCGGACGAGGCUGGACAAGGCUGGGACGGAGCCUGAAGCCGCCUGUGGCCCGGCUGCGGGGCGGUUCCACCGCAGGGCCGAGCGUGGCGUCCCGGGGGAGCGGGACGAGCCCCGGCCCCGCGCCCCGCUCAGCCCCGGCCGGGGCUGCCAUUGGCUCCGGCGGGAGCGCUGACCGCCAGCCGCCUCCGAACUAUUUCCUGUUGCUGCAGCGUUAAUGCUAAACAGACCCUGCUCUCUCUUCCCUCGUUCCAGCCAAAGUGCAGCGGCUCCGCCGCCGCCGCCUUCCCGUCCCGAUGCCAAGCAUGUGCUGUCCCUGGAGCCGCUGAGAACUGCCAGGCACAGGAUGGAGAGUCGCCGGAGGGACAUGGAGCUGCUCAGCAACAGCAUGGCCGCGUACGCCCACAUCCGAGCCAACCCCGAGAGCUUCGGGCUCUACUUCGUGCUGGGCGUCUGCUUCGGGCUGGUGCUCACUCUGUGCCUGCUGGUGCUGCGCUUGUCCUGCCGGGCCUCCCCGCGGCCCCCGGCGCGCCCCGGCGACCUCAGCGAGGACGACGAGGACGAUGAGGAGGACGAGGACGAGGAGGACACCGUGGACCGUGCAGCGUCUGAGUCGCUGCUGCCGGUGACUGAGAUCCCUCUGGAGAACCACGGCCCCGGGGACGGCGCGCUGGCCGUCAACGUGUUCGCGUCGGCCGAGGAGCUGGAGCGGGCGCAGCGGCUGGAGGAGCGCGAGCGCAUCAUCCGCGAGAUCUGGCGCAACGGGCAGCCCGACAUCCUGGGCUCCGGCACCAUCGGCACCCUGGGCCGCGUCCACUACUACUGAGCCCGGCAGCGGCCCUGGCACGGUGCCUGCUCCCCCACAGCUGAUCCCACACCGUGCCAGGAGGGACCAGGAGGACAAGGGGGGCUGCUCGCUGCCUCCUGAGCUGGCGGAGCUGCCUUGGACUGUCCCUGCACCACGGAGAGCCAGACUGAGGUGUCACGGGCACACGAUGCACUUUGAGCCAUUGGUACGACGGCUGGCACCAGCCGAGCAGCCCCGGGACACGCGAGGACAGGGACAAGGACAGGGCAGCCUUUGCUGCCCGGCUCAGCCAGGAUCUGGCGAGGGUUUCACCCCGUGGGGCAGGGCUGGGCUGUACGUCCGUGUGAGCUGUGGGCUCCUGCCCCACAAACAUGGUGCUGUUGUACACGAACUCGAGCCCAGCGUGCCGGGUCCAGCGUUUUGGGGACCCUGGACACAGGGACAUUCUCGGCCCCUCCCCGAGCCAAUUCCCUUCCUGACCCCACUAAAAUUAGCCGGAUCUUUUCCGGCACCGCCCGCCGCGACCCAACGCCCUGCGGCCGGACCGAGGCGGAUGUUCCCGCUGGACUCUGAGCCCGCCGCUGCUCCCCGGGGACACGGCAGCUCCCGCCGGGCUGAGCCGCAUCCUGCCCCGCUCCCAGCCCGGCCCCGCGGGGUGCCGGGCCCCACUGCCCCCUCCCCGGCAGCUUUAUAAAAAUAGCUCCUUCCCAGGAUGGUUCCCCCCCGCCGCCAGCGCCGGCAGGGUCCAGAUGUUUUCCAGAUGUUCUCCAGUGGCUGGAGGCCAGGAUGUGCUGGGGCUGGGGCUGGGACUGGAGCUGGCCUGGGAAACUGUGCGGGGGUGGAGGAGGAGGGG